This is a messenger RNA of Penicillium angulare, 681 nucleotides long. RefSeq lists its product as uncharacterized. Lineage: Eukaryota; Fungi; Ascomycota; Eurotiomycetes; Eurotiales; Aspergillaceae. The transcript has 2 exons. Bases 1 to 681 code for a protein of 226 amino acids. The record is from RefSeq and is a predicted model, not a curated record.
AUGAUGAUUCACACACUGCACACUAUUGGAAAGGGGUUUUGCGGCACAGUCUGGGCUGCUUCCGAGACCGGUCUAGCAUACAAACGGGAAGAUGGGGGGCCAGACAGAUCCUUGAAAAAUGACUUCGAAAUGCAUCGUCGAAUACUCCGCAGUUUUCGUGCAUCUGCUGAUUUCCUCAAGACCCAACAUCUUCAAAUCCAAAUUCCCACCUGUCAUAACUUCAUCGACGCCAUGGACCAGGAGUGGUGGACACGAAAUCUUUCGAGAUUCCCACCAGGGACACACCAUGUAAUGUCCUUCAGUCUCAGCGCAUUCCGCCACUACCAGAAGCCCGAGCCGGAUAAAGACUGCCUGAUAAGGCCAUAUCUCGGAAGACGACGAACAAAGAGGCAGGACAGUACCUCAAGAUUUACGGCGUUUUCCCUCCGAAACUUUCCGCUUCAUAUUGAUCAGAUGGAAUCCCUCGGGCUGCCCAUUAGUGAUGUUCAGAAGUACGCAAGGGCCAUGGCAGGCACCCUCGCCGUGAUGCAUUGGGUUGGCGAGAUUGAUGGGAAUGAUAUCGAAUUUGUCCUCGCACCUCCUCCUUUGAAUAGUGCCGGAACCUCAAAGGCCUCAAUAAUGUCCAAUACUCUCGGCGAGCACACUGUAUGGGUACUGGAUUUUGAUUGUGCAGGAGCAUGA